GGAAUUCUUGGUCUCCUCCUACUACUCCACCUCGGACCGGGAGCUUAUCAUUAGCAAGUCGUUAGAUAUAACUGCUACCUUUUCUACCAUAUAAGAUACACUAGACACUGCGCUGUAUGAUACGGGGUUAGUGUUACGCCUAGUGCUAUACAUAUUCAACAUUUCAAAACGAGAAAUCAGCAAAUACUUCGUACAUACCAAGGAAACAAUGGCUCCUUCAGCAAUCGCGGAGACAAUCCCGAGCAUUCUAAGCCUCAAAGGCCAAGAGAAGCUGGCAGACGCCGUAGAGGUUAAGGAAAAGACUCCCCUAGAAGCCAUCUCGCAUGGCAUUGUGAUGGAGGGAAUUCCUACAUUCCCUACCUAUACGGAGCAUAGGCGACACAUCCUUAUACACAUGUCCGCCAUCUUCCGCUUCUUCGCUCGCUCCGGCUUCACCGAGGGGCAGUCCGGGCAUAUUUCAGUCCGGGACCCGGAAUUCCCCGGCGUCAUGUGGAUGAAUCCACUCGGCCGUCAUUUCGGCAUGCUCACGGCGGGCGAUAUGAUCUGCCUGGAGAUCGCCACGGGUAAGAUCGUGGGCGGGAACACAUCCCAGCCAGCCAACGCCGCAGGUUAUUUGAUCCACUCCGCCGUACACAAGCGUCGACCCCAUGACAUACACGCCAUAUGCCACGCCCACUCUAACGCUGGUCGAGCAUGGAGUGCAUUUGCGCGUCCCCUUGAGAUGCUAAACCAAGAUGUAUGCAACUUCCACAACGCACACGCAGUCUACGCGCGAUACGGGGGCAUAGUCUUCGCAGCCGAAGAAGGCGAGUCCAUCGCCUCCGCCCUAGGUCCCCAUAACAAAGGCGUGAUCCUCAUGAACCACGGUCUACUAACCGUAGGUUCCACCGUCGACGAAGCGGGUUUCAUGUUCGGGCUCCUAGACCGAGCUUGCGCCAUGCAACUCCAAGUCGAAGCCGCAGCCGCGAACGGUAUCCCGAAGCAGAUUAUCAGCGACGAGGAAGCCGCGUAUAACUUCAAGAUGGCUAGUGAGAAACACGCGCUGUACCGCGAGGCACAGCCCGAUGUCGAGUUUGAGAUGGAGAUGGCUGGUGGGGAGCAUGUGCUUGCUAGGGGGUUUGAGAGUCUAAGGGUUGUAGCGGCGUAGAUAGAUCGAUGGCUAGACUAGGUCGGGGGUCGUAUGUAGCAAGCAAGCAAGCAUGGUUCGUGGGCAUGGUGGCGCCAUAGUAAUGCCGUGUUGUGCCGUUAUGCCGAGCCAAAGUUACAAGUUACUGCAGAAAAUAAAGAAACUAUCGAUCCUUCGAUCUG
Hypoxylon trugodes is the source of this 1308-nucleotide messenger RNA. RefSeq names its product arad-like aldolase/epimerase. The transcript has 4 exons. The coding region runs from base 209 to 1147 and encodes 312 amino acids. NCBI's taxonomy places the organism in Eukaryota, Fungi, Ascomycota, Sordariomycetes, Xylariales, Hypoxylaceae. Gene Ontology annotation, cellular component: cytoskeleton. The record is from RefSeq and is a predicted model, not a curated record. Gene Ontology annotation, molecular function: actin filament binding.